This is a messenger RNA of Galendromus occidentalis (western predatory mite), 651 nucleotides long. RefSeq names its product glycine-rich protein DOT1-like. Lineage: Eukaryota; Metazoa; Arthropoda; Arachnida; Mesostigmata; Phytoseiidae. The transcript has 2 exons. Bases 1 to 651 code for a protein of 216 amino acids. The record is from RefSeq and is a predicted model, not a curated record.
AUGAGAGCCAGGGUGAUCGCUCUCGCUCUUUUCGGCUGCCUAGCAGCUCACUCCGUUCAUGCGGGUAACUUCGGCGGAGGUGGUGGCGGAGGAGGUGGCUGGUCGGGAGGUGGCGGAGGUGGAGGUGGCUGGUCCGGCGGAGGGGGAGGUGGUGGUGGUUGGUCCGGAGGCGGAGGAGGAGGUGGAGGCGGUUGGUCCGGAGGUGGCGGUGGGGGUCAUGGCGGAGGUGGCAGACAAUCCGCGAUCAUUCUAGUCAAAGGUGGAGGAGGAGGCGGAGGCGGACACGGCGGGGGUUCUCUCACCGUGGCCGGACCCACCCACGUGAUCAAGACCAUCCAUCAAGUCAGAACUUUGGACCAAGGAGGGAAAAUCCUAUCGAAAUCCGGAGGAGGCGGAGGCAGUGGAGGUACCGCCAAGAUCCUGGUUGUGAAGUCUGUCGGCACCGCGCAAAUUAAACAUGCAGGGGGAGGAGGAGGUGGACACGGCGGAGGCGGCGGAUGGUCUGGAGGAGGCGGAGGUGGUUACGGAGGAGGUGGACACGGCGGAGGAGGCUGGUCCGCAGGUGGUGGCGGCGGCGGCGGUGGAUGGUCAGGAGGCGGCGGAGGAGGUGGAUGGUCUGGAGGAGGCGGUGGCGGUCGCGGAGGAUGGUGA